Polyodon spathula (Mississippi paddlefish) is the source of this 4270-nucleotide messenger RNA. RefSeq names its product BMS1 ribosome biogenesis factor (gene bms1). Gene Ontology annotation, cellular component: nucleus; 90S preribosome. The record is from RefSeq and is a predicted model, not a curated record. The transcript is spliced from 23 exons. Gene Ontology annotation, molecular function: GTPase activity; U3 snoRNA binding; GTP binding. Bases 100 to 3753 code for a protein of 1217 amino acids. Gene Ontology annotation, biological process: endonucleolytic cleavage of tricistronic rRNA transcript (SSU-rRNA, 5.8S rRNA, LSU-rRNA); maturation of SSU-rRNA from tricistronic rRNA transcript (SSU-rRNA, 5.8S rRNA, LSU-rRNA); ribosome biogenesis. NCBI's taxonomy places the organism in Eukaryota, Metazoa, Chordata, Actinopteri, Acipenseriformes, Polyodontidae.
CGGCAACUAAAGCGUGUACAAACACUUCCGGGUGGACACACGUGUGUACUGUGCUGUUUGCAAGCUUUCGGAGGAGCGGAGUAGGGUUUGGUUUUCAGAAUGGAGGAGAAGGAGCACAGGAAGCACCAGAAGAAGCAGAGCGGCCCGAAGGCCGACAGGAAGAAGAAGAGGAAGGCGCCAGGGGUUGGCGAGGAGGAGGAUGGAAGGAGGAGGAACCCCAAAGCGUUCGGGGUGCAGUCUGCCGUGCGCAUGGCCAGAACUUUCCACAGAGCCCAGGAUCUGCAGACGAAGAAGCACCACGCGCCGCAGGUGGACCGCUCAGCUCUGGAGCCCCCCCCAGUGGUGAUCGUGGUGGUGGGGCCCCCCCGUGUGGGCAAGACCACCCUGAUCCAGUGCCUCAUCAGGAACUUCACUCGGCAGAAACUCAGUGACAUCUGUGGACCGGUCACAAUAGUGUCUGGAAAGAAGCGACGCCUCACCUUCAUCGAGUGUGGCAACGACAUCAACACCAUGAUCGACCUGGCCAAGGUGGCAGACCUGGUUCUGAUGCUGAUCGAUGCCAGUUUUGGGUUUGAGAUGGAGACGUUUGAGUUCCUGAAUAUCUGCCAGGUCCACGGGUUCCCCCGAAUCAUGGGGGUCCUGACCCACCUGGACUUCUUCAAGAACAACAAGCAGCUGCGCAAGACCAAGAAGAUCCUCAAACACCGCUUCUGGACUGAGGUCUAUCAGGGUGCAAAGCUGUUCUAUCUCUCUGGGAUGGUGCACUCUGAGUAUCAGAAGCAGGAGAUCCGCAAUCUGGGGCGCUUCAUCUCCGUCAUGAAGUUCAGACCGCUGGUGUGGCAAACCGCCCACCCCUACGUGCUGGCAGACCGCAUGGAGGACCUGACUGACCCAGAGACCCUCCGUAUCAACCCUUUGUGUGACCGCAAGGUGUGUCUGUACGGGUACCUGCGAGGGACAUACCUGAAGAACCGCAGCCAGGUGCACAUUCCAGGUGUGGGUGAUUUCUCCCUGGCUGACGUGAGUUUCCUGUCAGACCCGUGUUCUCUGCCUGACUCUCUGAAGAAGCGCGCUCUUAAUGAGAGGGAGAGGCUGCUCUACGCCCCUCUGUCCGGGGUGGGGGGGGUCGUGUACGACAAGGACGCCGUGUACAUCGACCUGGGGGGCAGCCACGUGGACAGGGAGCAGGAGGAGGCGCGCCCCACUGCGGAGCUGGUCCAGUCUCUUAUCGGGGCGCAAGCCACCAUCGAUGUCAAGAUGGCUGCCAGCAAAGUGUCGCUCUUCACAGGCUCGGAGCCUCUGAGACAGGGAGAGCUGCAGGAGGAGGAGGGGGCUGAGGAGAGUCCCAAAGAGGAGAGAGUGUGGGACCCCGAGACACAGAGAGAGAGAAGGAGAGCCGUCUUCACAGAGGAGGAGGAGGAGGGGAGCGAGGAGGAGGAGGGGAGCGAGGAGGAGGAGGAGGAGGAGGACAGUGAGGGAGAGGGGGAGGCAGGGGAGGAGAGUGAGAGUGAGGAAGAGGAGCUAGAGAAGCAGCCUGCCCGGAAGAGACUGAGAGUGGAGGGAAGGAGCGAUGGAGUGAAAGAGGGAGUCGGUAUAGAGGUGCCAGCCUUUGCAGACAGUGAGGAUGAACUGGAGAAGAGCGAGGGAGAGGAGGAGAGUGAGGUAGAAGGAGAGAGCGGUGAGGAGGAGGAGGACGACGGCAGUGAGGGAGAGGGGAGGAAGGCCAUGGAUUCAGGGAACUGCUCUGAGGAAGAGAGCGGGGGGUCAGAGGUAGACUCCCCUCUCCUCGAGGAGUCGGAGUCAAAGGUGAAGCCUCCGAAACACAGAGAGGCAGAGCUCGAGGAGGGGGAAGAAGAGCCAUGCUUCGAGACUGCAGGAGAGCUGAAGUGGAAGGAGGGUCUAGCUCAGAAAGCCUCCGAGGUGUUUCUACGGCAACAGCGGAGCACACCCAACCUGCGCAAACUGGUCUACGGCACUGUGACAGAGGAGUCGGAGGAGGAGUCGGAGGGUGGGGGGGAGCUGGGGGGGCUGUUCCACGUGAGCCGCCCCGAGAGCGAGAAGCGACGCCGGGCUGACGGGCUGGACUGCAGCCACUACCCCCCAGAUGCUGCACGGGACUGGGACCAGCAAGAGGUGCUGGACUCGAUCCGGGACUGCUUCGUGACGGGGAAGUGGGAGGAUGACAAGGACGCGACUAGACUGUUGCAGGAGGACGAGGAGCUGUAUGGAGACUUCGAGGAUCUGGAGACGGGAGAGCUGCACCAAGGGGAUUCUGGGAAGCAGGAGGACCAAGCUGAGGAGGAUGAGAGUGGAGAAGGGGAGGAUGAGGAUGAGGAUGGAGGGAAGGUGAAAGGCAAUGCAGAGGGCGAGAAGCAACAGCGUCUGGACAAGAAGCGUCGUCUGAAGGAGCGUUUCAACGCGGAGUAUGACGAGGGAGAUGCCACCUUCUUCGACGAUCUGAAGGGGGAGAUGCAGCGGCAGGCAGAGCUGAACCGUGCUGAGUUCUCUGCGGUGGAUGAUGAGACGCGGGUCCAGUACGAGGGGUUCCGACCCGGCAUGUACCUGCGCCUGGAGAUCCAUAACCUGCCCUGCGAGUUCAUCACCAACUUUGACCCAAACUACCCUGUCAUCCUGGGGGGGCUGGGAGCAAGCGAGGGCAACGUGGGGUACCUGCAGAUGCGUCUGAAGAAGCACCGCUGGCACCAGCGCAUCCUGAAGACCCGCGACCCGCUGAUCUUGUCCCUGGGCUGGCGUCGCUUCCAGACCCUCCCCCUCUACCACAUCGAGGACCACAACGGCAGGAACCGGCUGCUCAAAUACACCCCCCAGCACAUGCACUGCGGGGCCACUCUGUGGGGUCCCAUCACUCCACAGGGCACUGGGUUCCUGGCUGUGCAGUCUGUGUCCGGCACCAAGGCUGGGUUUCGGAUCGCUGCCACUGGCGUGGUUCUAGACCUGGAUAAGUCUGUCACUGUGGUGAAGAAGCUGAAGCUGAUUGGCUACCCGUACAAGAUCUACAAGAACACUGCCUUUAUCAAGGACAUGUUUAACUCGGUCCUGGAGGUCGCUAAGUUUGAGGGGGCUGCGCUGCGGACGGUGAGUGGGGUGCGGGGGCAGAUCAAGAAGGCAUUAAGAGCGCCCCCUGGAGCCUACCGAGCCACCUUCGAGGACCGUCUGCUCAUGAGCGAUAUCGUGUUCCUGCGCUCCUGGUUCCCAGUCUCUGUUCCUCAGCUCUAUAACCCCGUCACCUCCCUGCUGCUGCCGCUGGGGGAGAAGGAGAGCUGGACGGGGAUGAGGACGGUGGGGCAGCUGAAACACGAUCUGGGAGUGAAGGUCAAACCCAGCAAGGAUUCGCUGUACAAGCCUGUGGUCCGUAAGAAGCGACACUUCAACCCGCUGCACAUCCCCAAAGACCUGCAGAGGGCGCUGCCCUUCAAGAACAAACCCAAAAACGCAGAGAAGAAGGGCAAGGUGCCCCGGGACCUGCAGAGGCCUGCGGUCAUCAAGGAGCCCCACGAGAAGAAGAUCGCCGCCCUGCUGGCUGCUCUGAGCACGGUGCACAAUCACAAGCGGAAGAGUGCCCAGGCCAGGCAGCGCGAGCAGCACAAGGACUUCCUGCAGCAGCGGCAGAAACAGGAAAUGGACAAGAUGAAGAGGCAGAAGGAGGCGCGCAAGAAGAUGUUCCGCAUGAUUGGACAGCGAGAGAAGAAACAGCAGAAAUCCAGCCUGAAGGGGGCAGCGCAGCACGACUGAGACACAGCCAGGACAGAACAGUACCAGAACAUAGACAGAACCAGCCUAGGAUACUGACUGACACACAGGCUACAUGACUCUGUAGAUUCCCUGUUCUAAACACAGGCUACAGGACUGUAGAAUCCCUUUUCUAAACUCUGGAGUGGCGAUGAUAAUGAAAGAUGAUUUUUUUACCUAGUGAGCACCCGACUGCGAUAAACUAGAGUGAGAGAGAGAGAAUUCCUCACUAGAAGGUUUUGGAAUAUAUGGUUUCAAGUGCAGAGAAGUCUAUCAACACACACUGGGAGGCGUGUGUCGAUGAGAUGUUUUCCAGGUUGUUUUCAGAGCCAUGUUGAGUGAAUCUCUGUCCCUUUCACUCCUGUUGAAGAAUGACCAAGCCACUGACCAGCAGUCCUGAGUGUGGAAAUGUACACAGGAGACCUGACAGAGAAUUCAAUUCAAAUAUCCUGUUUUGUGUUUACUUCGUUUAGAAUUAACUGAAUUGUAAUGUAAAAUAAAGUGGGGUUUUUAUCAGUUA